Magnolia sinica is the source of this 576-nucleotide messenger RNA. Its product is annotated as snakin-2. The transcript is spliced from 3 exons. The record is from RefSeq and is a predicted model, not a curated record. Lineage: Eukaryota; Viridiplantae; Streptophyta; Magnoliopsida; Magnoliales; Magnoliaceae. Bases 78 to 395 code for a protein of 105 amino acids.
UCUCCUUGUUUUCUUCGCAAGAAAGACCUGUUUGAGACGUUUCUGUCCUUCUUCGCACGUGUCUUCCCUUCUCUUUCAUGGCUUUCUCGAGAGCUGUCGUGGCUUUCCUUCUGCUAACUCUCUUUUCUCUGAGUCUUGUAGAAGCGCGUCAUGGGUUCGAAUUCCACUCGUUGAUGGCUAGUGGGGCAGAGAGGAACCUCCUCCAGCGGAUAGAUUGUGGGACAGCAUGUGGUGUGAGGUGCAGUUUGUCAUCGAGGCCGAGGCUUUGCAAGAGGGCAUGUGGUACAUGCUGUGGGAGGUGCAACUGUGUGCCACCAGGCACGUCGGGCAACCAUGAGAAGUGUCCCUGCUACGCCAACCUCACCACUCGUGGCAACAAACGCAAAUGUCCUUGAAAUCUUAUUCUCUUUGUACAAGGACUUCUCGAGUUUUGUGUGUAUAAAAAAACUUGGAUGGACGUUUGAACUAUCAUCAUGUUGAUGGAAAUAAUGGGAUGUUAAUAAGAGACUUUUUACUUAAAAGAGUCUCUGAAAACUAGAGCUGCAUGUCUUAAAUGUAAGCAAAGUUCUUUUCUUA